UGUCUUGUUCACUUUUCUAGUCUCAGUAUAGUGCUUGGCCCAUACAGUAGGUGCUUAAUGUUUACAACUGAUGGAUGGAUGGGUGGAUGGAUGGAUGGAUGGAUGGAUAGAUGGAUGGAUGGAAAGAAGGUGAGGAGGUUAAUUUAACAACCGCAAUUUGUUAAAACCCCACUUAGUCCCAAUGGUAGUCUCUCAACAGAGAUUGUAACUUGAAUACUCCAGUCUUUCCAGAGUUUGAAGGAAAGUUUAACCAACAGCAGAAAAGAGUGAAACCACUGGGCUUUCCGCCACAUGCACCCCCAUCAGCUCAUAGAGCCGAGCACUCAUUUCAUCUCCCAGUUGCAGAUGCAGUUAAGUCCCAAAUCUUCAUGGCUCAGAGUGGACCUCCCUAAUCGACAGUCCUCUCUCUGACCCCUCCUGCAGGAGGGCAGCCCCAGGUGUGUAACAGGUUCCAGAACCACAGCCUUCUGGCUCCUCCCCUUGCAUGCCAGAGUGGCGGGCCCGAGAACCUCGUUCCGAAUUUGUCCUUACAACUGUCAUAUGCUUGGUGGGAAUGUCAGCAGAAGCGUCCAGGCUGAACAGACAGUUUUUAGUUCCCCUUAUUCUCCCCCUUCUUACUCAAUAUCCUGAGGACAUAAAAGAACUUUUCUUGACUCGGUCAGCCUAGUGGGGGGAGGGAGGGGUGGCUCACUCAAGCAUUCCCCUGGACAUCACCCUGCCAGGCAUCAGAAAGUUCCACAGUCCUCAGACUCUGCAUGCUGAGCAAACACAACAGCCCAAAGUGAGGGGGCCCAGCCCCUGGCCCCAGGAAGACGAGCCACAUGAGGCCAUCCCCCCCACCUCAUUCUGCAGGAGUCAGGACACAAAAGCAGAUGUGAAGUCCCUCAUGGCGAAGUUUAACACGGGGGGCAACCCCACGGAGGAGGUCUCUGUCAACAGCCGCCCCUUCAAAGUCGCGGGGCAAAGCUCACCUUCAGGAGUACAAGCUAAAAAGAACCUAUUCAACAACCAAGGAAGUGCCAGCCCUCCUGCGGGACCUAGCAACGUACCUAGGUUUGGGUCCCCAAAGCCACCUUUGGCAGUGAAACCUUCAUCUGAGGAGAAGCCUGACAAGGAGCCCAAGCCCCCGUUUCUAAAGCCUACAGGAGUGGGCCAAAGAUUUGGACCACCGGCAAACUCAGCCACCAGAGACCCUGAGGUAAAAGUGGGAUUUCCAAAACCUGUAGGCCCCAAGCCCAUCAAUGUGCCCAAGGAAGAUUCCAAACCUGUGUUUCCCCGGCCCCAUGGGAAUAAGCCUUUGCUUCACAAUGUAAACGAAGACCACGACCUAAAGCCACCAGGCCCCAAGCCGGGCUCUAAUCCCCCAGCCCAGGAAACUGAGCAGAAGCAAGUGUUCCCCAAGUUGGCUGGGGUUAAAGGCAAGUUUGGGCCAGCCUCCCAAGACCACGACCCCAAGCCCCUCUUAACCAAGCCUGUCUUUGGCCAGAAGCCAUCCCUGAGUAGCGAUGACAGCCAUGAAGACGAGAACGCCACCAAGAACGCGUCUCUACAGAAAGGCCUCCCGACCCCCCUUGGAGCCAAGUCCAAAAUGACCCCUUUAAAACCAACAAGGCAUGACGAAGAAAAUAAAGACCAGGGAGGAGAGACGUCAAGUCCACCUUUCCCUGGCGUGGUUCUGAAACCUGCCGUGAACAGAGGAAGCCCAGGCCUCUCCAAAAAUGCGGAGGAGAAAAAAGAAGAGAGGAAGAUAGAUGCUGCUAAGAACGUCUUCCUGAGCAAAAUGAAUCAGGAGGACCCAGCCUCUGGGGCUCCUCCUGCCAAGUUCCCUAAGACGCCUUCUAAGCUGACAGGGGCAGGGCCAUGGGGCCAAAAUCAGGAGAAGGAAAAGGGAGAUAAGAAUUCAGCCACCCCCAGGCAGAAGCCCCUGCCUCCCCUGUUCACCCUGGGCCCACCGCCACCAAAGCCCAGCAGACCCCCAAAUGUUGACCUGACGAAAUUUCGCAAAGCCGCUUCUGGAAACAGUACCAACAAAGGCCAAAUGUGUUACUCAACUACUUCCCUCCCACCACCUCCACCGCCCCAUCCAGCCAGCCAACCACCAUUGCCAGCAUCUCACCCAACACAACCGCCAGUCCCAAGUCUACCUCCCAGAAACAUUAAGCCUCCCUUAGAUCUAAAAAGCACUGUAAAUGAAGAAAAUCAAGAUAGUGUCAUGCACUCUGAUGGUACUGGAAACCUAGAUGAGGAACAAGAGAGUGAAGGAGAAACCUAUGAAGACAUAGAAGCAACCAAAGAAAGAGAGAAAAAAAGGGAAAAGGAGGAAAAGAAGAGAUUAGAACUGGAGAAAAAGGAACAGAAAGAGCGAGAAAAGAAAGAACAAGAAAUAAAGAAGAAAUUUAAACUAACAGGCCCUAUUCAAGUCAUCCAUCAAGCAAAAGCUUGCUGUGAUGUCAAAGGAGGAAAGAAUGAACUGAGCUUCAAGCAAGGAGAGCAAAUUGAAAUAAUCCGCAUCACAGACAACCCUGAAGGAAAAUGGCUGGGCAGAACCGCCAGGGGGUCAUAUGGCUAUAUUAAAACAACUGCCGUGGAGAUUGACUAUGACUCCCUGAGGCUGAAGAAAAGUUCUCUCGGUGCUCUUUCAUCAAGACCGAUUGGAGAUGACCAGGAGGUAUAUGAUGAUGUCGCAGAGCAGGAUGAUAUUAGCAGCCACAGUCAGAGUGGAAGUGGAGGGAUGUUCCCACCUCCCCCAGAUGAUGAUAUUUACGAUGGGAUCGAAGAGGAAGAUACUGAUGAUGGCUCCACACUACAGGUUGAAGAGAAGAGUAAUUCGUGGUCCUGGGGUAUUUUGAAGAUGUUAAAGGGAAAAGAUGACAAAAAGAAAAGUAUACGAGAGAAACCUAAAGUCUCUGAGUCAGACAAUAAUGAAAGUUCAUCUUUUCCUGCUCCUCCUAAACAAUUGGACAUGGGAGAUGAAGUUUAUGAUGAUGUGGAUGCGUCUGAUUUCCCUGCUCCACCAGCAGAGCUGAGUCAAGGAGCCAAGGCUAAGACAGAAGAAAAAGACCCCAAGAAGCUAAAAAAGCAGGAAAAAGAAGAGAAAGACUUCAGGAAAAAGUUUAAAUAUGAUGGUGAAAUUAGAGUUUUAUAUUCAACCAAAGUUGCACCCUCCUUAACUUCUAAAAGGUGGGGGACCAGAGAUCUACAGGUGAAGCCCGGUGAAUCUCUCGAAGUUAUACAAAGCACUGAUGAUACGAAAGUUCUCUGCAGGAAUGAAGAAGGGAAAUUGAUGGAGAGAUCUAUGAUGAUAUUGCUGAUGGUUGCAUCUAUGACAAUGACUAGGUCUCAGCUAUGUUCAUUCUGCCGUGUUCAUUUGACGCCAGUAUGAAAUCUGAGCUUUAGCUGACCUAUUCGGAGAAAAUGAACUCCGAAACGACUUAUUACCAUUUGUUUUAAAAUUCUGAUUAUCUUUACGAAAUUUUGAAACUUUGGACUUAGAAAAUGAUCUUAACAUCUUGGAAGACUGCGUCAAUGAGAUGUAGAAUUAUUAAAUAUUCCAUUUCUGCCUCAGCAACAAUCAUGAAGGCGCUUCUCUGAGACCAUCAGUAGACCUCCCCUUCCUAAAAAAAAAAAAAAAAAGAAGAAGAAGAAAUGACUGUGUUGU
Molecule: messenger RNA, 3658 nt
Organism: Panthera uncia (snow leopard)
Lineage: Eukaryota; Metazoa; Chordata; Mammalia; Carnivora; Felidae
Gene: FYB1
Product: FYN binding protein 1
Exons: 18
Coding region: 887-3382 (831 amino acids)
Biological process (GO): integrin-mediated signaling pathway; protein localization to plasma membrane; T cell receptor signaling pathway
Cellular component (GO): plasma membrane
Molecular function (GO): protein binding; lipid binding
Source: RefSeq, a predicted model, not a curated record